GAAAAUUGUCAGUGGUCUGAAAUAAAAACAUUGCAAAAUUAUUAUGGAGUGAAUUUUUACAUAAUUAAAUAAAUCCACUGUUUCUUAUACUUUUUAUAAUGUUUGUUGCAAAUUGAAAUAUGUAUUUGUAGAGAUAUUUUAUUCUUACAUUGAUUACCUACCUAAAAAUUUUUGUUCGCGAACCAUGUCGUUUCUGUAUGUAAAGGUGUACUAUGGGCUCUGCAAGACAUUCCACAGAUGCGUUCAUAGACCCGAAUUAUUAUAUGGCCUGAGAGAUCGUCUGCAGAAGUUGGGGUUUCGAGUAGAUUUAAAACCAGUAGAGUACAUCAACUACUGCAUGUUGGAAAUGUGUGGCCAUGAAAUAUUUCGCUGUAAUCUACAGCAUUUAAAGUUUAACACUCCUUGGUAUCGCGAUCCUGUAUGCGCAAAGGCCGUAGAGGCUGUCAUGGCGUCUGCGGUCAAGUUCCGAAGAGCUCGCAGCUACCUCUGGUUCUGGUCGCUCAUGGACAAUCAGAUGUUCAGGAAAAGUAUGUACGCACCGCCGAACUACUUUGCAGACGAAGUGUUAAAGAAAUACAAGUGUGGAGAUACGUUUGUAACUCACAACUGCGAAGAUGGGGGAUUUUCUUUUUAUUCUUUUCCUAGCUAAUGCCUAGAUGGCGCUGUUCUUGGUACGUUACUGCAAGGAACGGACCGUCAUAUCUUGUUAACGUCGUAUAAUUUUGAGGUCGUCAGACGUUCAUUUCAUUAUCUAUAAAAAAAUAGUAAAAGAGAAUAAAAAUUUAAUAAAAGAAGAAGUAUUAUUUUGGUAAUUUUCUGAAAUUUUUUGUAAUGUUUUUACAAAAGUUUAUCUUAGUGAUCAUUUCGUAAAGGACGCUCCUUUAUAAGCCAGCUGUGCAUAGAAGUUUGUGUCCUGUUUUACUUUUUAUAUAACUUGUUAUGCUUUUGCAUGAAUAGUUUUUUAAAUAAUAUACAACU
This is a messenger RNA of Helicoverpa armigera (cotton bollworm), 978 nucleotides long. Its product is annotated as UPF0728 protein-like. Lineage: Eukaryota; Metazoa; Arthropoda; Insecta; Lepidoptera; Noctuidae. The record is from RefSeq and is a predicted model, not a curated record. Bases 185 to 649 code for a protein of 154 amino acids. The transcript has 3 exons.